Messenger RNA from Clarias gariepinus (North African catfish), 657 nucleotides. Its product is annotated as cAMP-responsive element modulator-like. Lineage: Eukaryota; Metazoa; Chordata; Actinopteri; Siluriformes; Clariidae. Gene Ontology annotation, molecular function: DNA-binding transcription factor activity, RNA polymerase II-specific; RNA polymerase II cis-regulatory region sequence-specific DNA binding. The record is from RefSeq and is a predicted model, not a curated record. The transcript is spliced from 5 exons. The coding region runs from base 85 to 600 and encodes 171 amino acids. Gene Ontology annotation, cellular component: transcription regulator complex; nucleus. Gene Ontology annotation, biological process: regulation of transcription by RNA polymerase II.
ACGUCACAGCAAAACGACGCCAAACAUCGAACUAUUAGUGACAGAUUCAGAUUGAACUGAUCACUCUUGGUCUCAACUCCGCAAAUGUCAGCAGUAAGGAACACCCUGAAUUAUUCUUGUCCAUCUCUACCGCAGUCUAUAAUAAUUGCAGAAAUGAUGUCAGUUAAAACUGCUCGGCAUUUUGUACAAGCACCCGCCAUCUACAGCGCCAGCAGAGGCCAGGAUUAUACCUUGGAGCCUGAGUGUGGCAUCAGUAUUGGAUGCAGUGAUCCAAUUUACCAGAAUUUCAGCCUCAAUGCUGCUACUAGAGACAUGUCAGCACCUGAGAUCUGUUCUUCCACCGUCAGCCUGCCACAGGGUGUAGCAACCAUGAGCUCACCAAGCUCUCUGCACAGCUCUCAGGAAGUUACUGAGGUGACCUCACACAAGAGGGAGCUCCGCCUGAUGAAGAACAGGGAAGCUGCACAGAAAUGCCGACGCAAGAAGAAAGAGUAUGUCAGAUCUCUUGAAAAUCGUGUGACUUUGCUGGAAAAGCAAAACAAGGCACUCAUCGAAGAACUUGAGGCCUUAAAAGAUUUGUACUGUCAUUUUAAUUACUGAAUAAAUUUAAGGAAAAGUACUUUUCACUCUGUCUGUUUACUACUUGCAAAUGCAAAA